Messenger RNA from Danio rerio (zebrafish), 1230 nucleotides. RefSeq names its product trafficking protein particle complex subunit 4 (gene trappc4). Gene Ontology annotation, biological process: endoplasmic reticulum to Golgi vesicle-mediated transport; vesicle-mediated transport. The record is from RefSeq and is marked provisional. NCBI's taxonomy places the organism in Eukaryota, Metazoa, Chordata, Actinopteri, Cypriniformes, Danionidae. Gene Ontology annotation, cellular component: postsynaptic membrane; cytoplasm; Golgi membrane.
CCGAAUGACAGUCAGGAAGAAAGAUGGCGAUCUUCAGUGUGUAUGUUGUCAAUAAAGCUGGUGGACUUAUUUACCAGUACGAUAAUUAUGUACCUCGAGCUGAAGUGGAAAAAACAUUUAGCUUUCCGCUCGAUUUAGUGUUAAAGAUUCACGAUGAGAAGGUUGUCGUGUCAUUCGGACAGCGGGACGGAAUCAGAGUGGGUCAUGCGGUUCUGUCCAUUAAUGGGGUAGACGUGAAUGGUAAAUUCACUGCGGAAGGGAAGGAGAUUCAGGAGUAUCUGAGAGAUCCUGCAAACUAUCCAGUGUCCAUCAGAUUCGGCAGACAGAGACUCUCUUCAAACGAGAAGCUCAUGCUGGCCUCAAUGUUUCACUCGCUCUUUGCUAUUGGAUCACAGUUGUCACCAGAAGUUGGCAGCUCUGGCAUUGAAAUGCUGGAGACAGAUAUGUUUAAACUGCACUGCUUUCAGACACUCACAGGUAUAAAGUUCAUUGUAUUGGCAGACCCUCGACAGUCUGGCAUCGAUGCCCUGCUUAGAAAGAUUUAUGAAAUCUACUCCGACUUUGCACUGAAGAACCCGUUCUACUCUUUAGAGAUGCCUAUCAGAUGUGAACUAUUUGACCAAAACCUAAAGAGUGCCCUGGAAAUAGCAGAGAAAGCAGGGACGUUUGGACCAGGGUCCUGAAUUGAACUGUCCAGAAGUACAGCCAAAGUAUUUCCAUCAACUUUUUAAGGAAAACAAACAAGACUUUUUCACAAGCUCAAAUAAUUUAACCCUGGACUAUUAUACACUGUUCCUCAAAUUAAGUCUAAAAUUUACAGCGAGAACUGUUUCACAUUAAUUUUGUAAAUAAUGUACAUGGAUGCAGUUUGUUUGCAAUAUUCAUGCAGAACCUCGAAAGAAAAUGGUGCAGCUCAACAAAUGUUCAUUGAAGUAUGUUUAUUACCAUCUAUACAAGUAUCAUUGAUGUGGCGUUUGUGUUUGUGUGUGUAAUUUACUCCCUGUUAACAGAAAAUGAAAAGUCUAAACCUUGGAUCUGUAGUUUGGGUCCAAAAUGUGCUCAAAGAGAAAAUAUUUUAAUUCUGUCAUCAUUUACUUUAUGUUGGAAACCGGUAACCAUUGCAUCCAUAGUAUUUGUUUCUCCUACUAUAGAAGUCAAUGGUUACUCGUUUUUAACAUUCUUCAAAGUAUCUUUUUUGUGUUUAACUUAACAAUAAAAUCUUUAAACUGG